GAAAGAAAUCUGGCCACAACUGCAAACGAAAGUUAUAGCAUUGAACACCCUACAAAAAUUGUUUCAUUUCCAUUUAUUCCAGUUUUUAGGGCAUGAUCUAAAUAUUUAUUGGGAGUUAUUAGUAGUAUGCAAUAAGAUGGCAGAAAUUGAGUUGUCUAAAGCAUUGCGUGACUUACCGAAUCGAGUCCUGUCAGCUACAUGUGAUGAGAGAACAGUUUUGUUUCAAAACGUGACAACUGUGCUGAGUAAUCCUGGUAUUAAUGCGUCUAUUGUGAAAGGCUUAUGUAAAGUAAUUGGAACAACUUUGACCAAAUACAAGGAUACGCCAUCACAAAUUCUUGUUAGAAAUUUAAUUGUGGAUAUCGUAAAGCAACAUCAUGACGUGGCUACUGAAAGUCUUAGCUCUGUAGUUAAAACUGUUUUAAACAAAGAAAUUUUAGUUUUGACCCCUCAAAAGUCGGCAAAGUAUUCACUUAUUGCUUUAGGAUGGACUGAUUUAAUUAUAAGAAAUGGGGAUUUUCAUUCGAACAUAUUUAAAACCGAAUAUUCUAAGUUGGUAGAAUACCAAAGUCAAUUGUAUCAUCAUAUAUUUCUUUCCCACAAUAUGCGAAUAAUAGAAAUGACUGAGAAAUUACUAUUUGAGUCCUGGAUAAAUGCAGAAAAUUACAUACUAUGCUCGUCCACAAUUUUAUUAAAGGAACCUUCAUUUAACAUUAUCAACUUUCUAAUGCUAUUUUUACGAUUUGAAAACAUCAAAGGACAAGAAAAAUAUGUACUAAAAAAGCACAAAUCAGAGCUACUUGAUCACUUUAUCAAAAGUAUUAUUAUAAAUAAAACACGGCCCCAAACUUCAAUUGUAAUAGGGUGUGAGCCAUUAUUAAAAAUAAUUACACAAAAGGAAUUUGAAGAAGUGAUACAUCCGGUUUUACUUAAAAGCAUAUUAAGGAGCCCUGAAAUGGCAAUACGUGUGAUGGGAUUAAUUUUUCACCAAUUAAAUAUAGACUUGAGGGAAUAUGCCUCAUCAUUAGAAAGGUGCUGUAUACAUUAUAUUGUAAGGAUGACAUAGUGAGAAGAGAAUCUUUAGAAACUCUGAAGGAAUUAUCGCUUAGAUGUACCACUGUUGAGUCGGUUGAGUAUUUACUGAACGGAAUUUUCGAUACUCUUAAUGGACACAAUGGUAAAAUAACAGUAGCGGAGUACAGAAUACAUCUGAUUCAGGGCGCAGGAUACUUAAGUUGCAACGCAAUUUCUGAGGAGGAAACCUCAAUUGUACUACAUCUCGCUAUGGAACUUUUUUCGAAGGCACUUCAAACCGAAAUUCAAGAAAGAGUUAUAUGCUGCACCUUAGAUAUGUUUAGCUUGUGGAUGCUAAAAUUUAUUGGUGAAUUACCUAAAUCAAUCAUCGAUAUCUUUAAAAGAGGGUUGGAUCUAAAAACAACUACGCAAACAGUAAGAAUAUCAUAUCUUCAAUGGUUUUUAGCUGGUCUUAACAAUGCAAAAUUGCACCAUGAUCUUAACUUGACACCCCUACUUAUAAAAAUAGUAGAGAGAGGGUUACAAAGCCCUCUUCAAAUUUCACUUGUAUGCGAAUCGGUUUGCGCUGCUUGCAUCAUAAUACAAACAAUUAAAAUAACUAGUGAUCCUAUAUUUGGAAGUUUUUGGAGCACUAUAUUUGACAUGAAUAAGCAGAUAUUUUUUUCCGAACGAUUCAUGGCAGCUGCGCCCCCUGAAACAUUAUGCUACGUAUCAUUAAUGGCUGAAAAAUUAUUAACGCAAUACUCUGAUAAACUUAAAGGCCCAUUGAAUGUUCUAUUCAAGGCUCUUGUUUGUAAUUUGAUAUCAAAUUCCGAAAAACUCAGAACAUAUACUUUGAGUUUACUUCCAAGAUUGAUGAAUGCCAAUGGGGGUGUAGACUAUAUUAACAAAAUUAUGAUCGAACUUGAAAAUCAGAUCGAUAAUAUUAAAUUCAGUAACGAUUAUGAUGGUCAUCACGAAGAAAAUCUUGCUACUAAAAACAUCUUAGUAGAAAUAAUGCAAAGUAUAUGUAACUUUGAACAAAUUCCUGAUGAAGCUAAAAAACUAGCUUUGCAGUCUCUACUUAUAUGUCAUCAUCCUGGUGUGUUUUGUAACAAUUCGGUUUUGUGGGAAACCAUUUUAAAAAGCAAGUUUAAUUUUGAUCCAGAAAUAUUUGUUUCGGUUAAUGCUAAAGAAAUUACAAAUAUAAUAAUGGAUAACUUUCAAUUGAAAAAAACCUAUGAAAAUUCUAUUUCUACAAUUGUUCGGCUAAGUGCUGGGAAAUUAUUAUCAACGCUAAUGCAAAAAAUUAUAACCGAUUUAAUAAGUGUUGAAAGUAGUGAUAUUACUGAAGAGGAAUACUAUUUAUAUCUAACACCAAAACGAGAGAUAUUCGAUGAGACAGCUAUUAAAAGUGAUAUAUAUUCUGCAACUGGACACGCGCGAGACAACAAACAUCAAAAUGAAAAAACAAUUAGUAGUGAAAGUGAGAAAAAACGAUAUAAGGCAAAAGCAAAUCUUUCCGAACUUUCACAAAAACAACAAGAGGUUAUUAAAAAUCAGAUUGAGAAAGAAAACUAUACGAAAGAUCGUGUUGGCAUUCUCGAUAAAAAGUUAAAAAAUGCCAUAUCUAUGUUAGAAGCGGCAUUCGCAGGAAAUCCUAAAGCAGUUUCAUUACAUUUUCAUAAGUUAUUAAUGCAACUAUUAAAGUUACUUACAUGUCCAAUCGCAGCU
Molecule: messenger RNA, 2748 nt
Organism: Bactrocera oleae (olive fruit fly)
Lineage: Eukaryota; Metazoa; Arthropoda; Insecta; Diptera; Tephritidae
Product: stalled ribosome sensor GCN1
Biological process (GO): regulation of translation; cellular response to amino acid starvation
Cellular component (GO): cytosol
Molecular function (GO): protein kinase regulator activity
Source: RefSeq, a predicted model, not a curated record